Molecule: messenger RNA, 3791 nt
Organism: Helicoverpa armigera (cotton bollworm)
Lineage: Eukaryota; Metazoa; Arthropoda; Insecta; Lepidoptera; Noctuidae
Gene: magu
Product: magu
Exons: 12
Coding region: 358-2088 (576 amino acids)
Biological process (GO): cell-matrix adhesion
Cellular component (GO): basement membrane
Molecular function (GO): calcium ion binding; protein binding
Source: RefSeq, a predicted model, not a curated record
GAGCGGGCGCCGUACGUGCGCGCGCGCACUGCGCUUUUUGCUUGUGGCAGGCGACCGCGGCGCGGCGGCGGCCCACGCGCACCGGGAUCUUAUCCUUAUUGUAUUUUAUUCUGUUCUUAGCUCUCUGUCCCGACGCACGUCCCUGCCACAGAUCCCUAUUGUAAAACUCAACGUUUUAUUGUAACAAAGCCAGUUUAUUAUAAACUAACGUAUUAUGCCAAUAUGUUAGUAAAAACUCAGUCAUUCUUUGCCCGGUCUUCAGACGGUCUGUUUUGUUGUGUGAACGAGUGUUAUAAAUAAAAUAAUAAUAGCUGCGAACCAGCGAUUUUUAACAAAAUUGCUAUAUCAACAUACAUUAUGAAUGUAAAUGAUUUAGUGACCCGUUUAUUAUUUCUCACCAUUAUUUACAUUGUGGGAGCAACACCUGAUGAUAAGAGUUCGGCAUCGAGUACGUUAAGCAAUGAGAGCUGCAGAGCGCGCGCGGCGGCGUGCGACUCGAGCGCAGCGCACGCGCGCCGCCCGGUGUGCGGCUCGGACGGGCGCACCUACCCCUCGCGCUGUCACCUCAUGGUGGCGCAGUGCACCGGCUCGCCUGUCACCAUCGUCAGGAAGGGACCCUGCGUCGAGGGGCAGUCAUCAUGCCUAGUUGCGUUACGGUACGCGUUGAAGGCUCAGAGCGGGGUCUGGUCAGCGUACAUUCCCCGAUGCCGCGCCGACGGCAGCUACGCAGCAGUGCAGUGCGCCACUGCUGGUGCAGUCGCUGCUAGCUGCUGGUGUGUCAACCCUGACGGGAAACCCAUCCCUGAUACCUCCGUCAGGAACGGUCGCCCAGACUGCACUAGAACCGGUAAAUCGCACACGAGAAGGCGGUCCUCGGUUCGCGGCCAACGCAAUAAAAGAACAUGCACGAGAACUGAUCGUGCCCAGUUCAACGGCAACCUGAUAAAAAUCUUCAGCGGGGAGUUUGAGAGAGCUCGAACGGAUUCAUCACCAUCGCCAGAGCCGAGGGCUGUGGCAGAUUGGAAGUUCAGGGAACUCGACAGAGACCGCAGUGAUGCGUUACAGAAGUCUGAAUAUAGGGGACUGAGGAGGCUGAUUAAAAAGGUGGUGAAGCCAAAGCGCUGCGCACGCGCCUGGGCCCGAGGCUGCGACGGCGACGGCGAUGGGGAGAUAGCCCACGCGGAGUGGGUCGCCUGCCUUCUGGUCAACCCGGAGCCCCCUGCACCGGACUUCUCUCUCCGUUUCUUCAUGUCGUUGAAUGCAGACGAUGACAGCGGUCCGGAAGCGGAGCCUGAUUACAACGAGGAGGACCCACCGCCUGACCCCAGUUCAGUUUUACCCGGAAUAGUCAGAAACUCGUUCGCGCCAGACGGGUCCGACUCAGAAUCCAGACGAGAAGAUGAAGCCAAUGACUGCCUGACUGAUAGACAAGCGGUUUUGGACGAACAGAAAGCGGGCGGUGCUGCGCUCUACGUGCCCGAGUGUACCGGUGACGGCAGGUACGCUCGCGCUCAGUGCUACAGAUCCACGGGCUACUGCUGGUGCGUCCACCAGGACACUGGCAAGCCGAUCCCAGGCUCUUCAGUCAAGGACAGAAGGCCUGACUGCGACGCCGCCCCGCAGCAUGCUAGUCCGAUGAGAGGUACGGUCCUAUCAGGUUGUCCAGAACCAAUGAAAAGCACUUUCUUGCGAGACCUGAUGAGCUUCUUCGUAUCGAAAAUGACUACUUCCAUUAAUGGGACUGGUCCAGGCGAUAUGGUGAAAUGGGGAGCAUCGAAAGAAGAGCAAGCGGCUACUUGGACGUACGUGAUGUUAGACAAGGAUAAAAACAAGGCGUUGGAGCGUCGCGAGUGGAAGGCGUUCCACCAGCUGAUAUCCAACGUCGAGCCCCUGAGGCGGUGUGGUAGGAAGCUGCCGAGGUACUGCGACGUCAACCACGAUACCAAGAUCAGUAUUACAGAAUGGAUGGCGUGCUUAGAAGUCACACAAGGGUCACAGGCACCAACGACUGAAGCGACCAAAGCGCCGUCCAAUCCUAGACGGAAAGGUCCGAAUCCGUUGGAGUCAUUCUUGAAAGCCGAUGAUUGAUUCAUCGACAUGUAAAUGCUAACUGUGUCAAUAUAUAGGACGUUUAUAGUAUUCGCGCCAGUGUUAGUUAAGAGAACAGUGUAGUGAAGUGUUUUCUAAACCUAGGAACAAACUGCUUAUGGCUAAGCGAAUGCAACGAGUAAACCAUGGUGUUAAAACAAGCGCAAAAAUAUUCCUUUGUUGAGGUACAUUUUUCAUCUUGACAAAACAUAGCUGGAAAUAGAACAGUGUCUACUACUAGAUAAGCUACCUUCUUCCAAUCAUAAUUUCUGCUUGUUGAAAUGACUGGAUGGAUGUUCACAAAUUGUGUUCUCGAUUCAUGACAAAAUUGCCCACGACACCAGUGAAAAUCCAGGGGCCCGAUUCUCCUAAGUUAAUAAUGUUAAAAUCGAAUAGAAAUCGAAUCGCAAUAUGAUCGCAAUAGCAGUUUUAACCAUAUCGGGCAUUCUGCUACUAAUAAAAGACCAAUCGUAUUCGAUUGACAUUUGAUUGGUGUGCGAUUGGUCUGCUAUUUUGGUGAUUUUGGUCUAUACGGUAGUUGGCUGUACAAUCAUUUUGCAAUCGUAAAUCAUUUGCAGACAAAAUGAUUCAUUAUUGAAUGACAGAAAAGGAUAUAAACGUUUAUUUCAAAGAAAAAAUAGCGGAAUGCCAUAUACGCUUCCAUCGUAAUCGAGUUGUGAUUGGAUCGCAGUCGAAUGUGAAUCGACAUACGAUUAAGUAAAAUUAGGAGAAUCGGGCCCCUGUAAGUACAUAAUUCUGAAAUCAAUGAAUCAGCCUUGUUUGUAUUUAUUAAAAAUCCAUAUGCGAUUUGUAUGAUAACAGCAUAUUUAUGUCAAAUACGACUUUACAAUUAUGAUUUUCUUUUAUGUGUAUCAAUACAACACAUUUGGUAACAAAGUUUUAUACACCAGAAGUAUUUCUGACCUCUAAUAAGUAAUAAGUGGUCGUCGGUCCACCACUCGUGUGCUUUUAGUAUUAUACGCCAUAAAUGUCCUACGCCUUAAUAUUUAAUUCUAAUCAGAGUUUCUAAAAGAUUCUCAAACAUUAUAAAUAGUAAUAGUAAGUAGUCAUUGUCGUAAUUUAUUGAAGUUGAUACGAAACUGACUUUCACUAGUCGUGACGUUUAGAUAUUCCGUAUAGGAGUACUUUAUUAAGUAUCAAAUUCGAAUGUUGAAAUGUAUUCUGGUUUUUCGUACAGUUGUUAUUUAUGUAGCUAAUUCUUGUAUUAUGUACAUAAACCAGUGUAUCUAUCUAAGCUGCUAGAUUAAAACUAAUGUACAAUAUUGAAUUUUAUGAAAAAAUAUGAAUAGCUUUCAAAAUUUCUCUGUUCCGCUAUUUUACACCUUAAAUUACUUCAUAAAAUGCAUUUGUAAUUUUGUCCUCAGAAAUUAUGUCAAAAAAAAGGUUCAAUGUUCAGUUGUCGACGAUUUUACCUAUAACUAUAAUUACCUACUAAAAUUACACAGGGCCCGAAUUUAUGACAUUUACAAGUGAUCCACUUCAACAAGUAUACAAUGAUAUUAAUAAGUUCCCAGAAAGAAUUUAUGUUAGGUAUGAAACUAUAUUUUUACACCUAAUAAUAAACAAGCUUUUUAUUUAAUAUAUGUAAUUGUAUAGUUUAAUUUAAUAAGUCAUUGUCAAUGUGUAAGGACUAAUGUGAUAUUUCGUCAUUACUAUUGCUAAAUAAAUUAAUUUAAUAUUUA